This is a messenger RNA of Moneuplotes crassus, 3324 nucleotides long. The record is from the annotation of a GenBank genome assembly. NCBI's taxonomy places the organism in Eukaryota, Ciliophora, Spirotrichea, Euplotida, Euplotidae.
AUGGAGAUAAUACAAGAGGAAGGGGAAUGGACAAAGGUGUUCAACUCUUCAAAUCCCCUUAUUGAUUACUUCAUCAUGAGUGGGUCUAAUGUGGAACAAAUUUAUGAUACUAUCAAGCUCCUUAAAGAAGAUUGAGAAAAAAUUGUACCUUCAAAUGUUCUACCAGAAAUUACUCCUGAUAUUAUUUGACGAGUACCUGAAGUUGACAGACCUGAAUAUCAAUUCCCUAUCUCUAUUAAUGAUUUGGCCUUUAUUAAUGGAUACAAAUUGGCUACCAAUUUUAAGGAUCCUAAGUUUAUACCUCUCGUACUGACAGGAGACAAAGGAACCAAAUAAGUUUGUUCAAGUAAUGAUCUUCUGGGAAAACUUAGCAAGCUAUCUUAAUAUAAAUAUACCCAAAGACAUCUCAACUACCCCCUCCUAUUCUGCAUCCCUAAACAAAUACAAUCCCACCAACCCCAAUCCAGCUCCCUAUCCAGAAUUUCAACCUAGCACAUAUUUAGAAAUAGUUGACUCUAAAAAGUCCAUUCACAAACGAGAUUACUCAUGCAACGUAGUCGAGAAGAGGCCUAGCCUGACUGAAGAGACAGACCAGGAUAACUUAGAUGCUCUUAACAGCUCAAUGAUACAGAUCAUUACUGAUUAUAUAUAGACCAGAGAGAUUACGAAAAUUCAGAAAAGACAAAGGUCUUUGAUGGAAAAGAGUACUUUAUUCCAAAAGCGAUGAUGCUGAUCAGCAGUUUACCUAUUUUUGAUGUGAUGCAAGAGAUGCUUCUAACACUGUAUAAGCAAGCAAUAUAUAGGAUAAAUUAUCCCAUUGAUGCGUAUAUUUAUUAUCUCACCUAUGAAGUGCCAUUGGCAUGUUUUGGGACUAAUGUAAAGAUCUCAUUACCAAAUUUGAAGGAGAAAACGAUUACUGAUUCAAAUUAUAACAUUGAAUAUCUUUGCAAGUAUUUUUCGAAUCCUUAUCUUUCCUUUAAAAAUUUAUAUAAAGUACUAUACUGGUUUAUGUGCCAGGCAGGUAAUACACUGUUGGUUUCAAAUGAUGCUUCAAAACUUGUAGUAGUAAGUGAAGUGCUAAGAGCAAUAAUCUACCCGUUUACUUAUGAUGACCCUUAUGUCCCCUUACUUGCUCCGAAUAUGAUAAAGAGUAUUGAAGCUCCCUUCCCGUGACAUUUGGGGUUACUAGAUAACAAAUCUGAAUUUGAGGUUGAAUCGAUAAUUUCUUCCUGCAGUGACAACACAAUGGUGAUUCUUCUCGACUCAGAUGAGCUAGCUAUAAGAUUUAAUGGCGAGAAUAUGACCAUGCAGGAGUAUUACACACAAGAAGAAAUCAUUGAUUUCAAGAAGAGGUCCACCAAAUUCAAGAGACUUCCAGACACAAACCUAAAUAAACUAACCAUAGAGUUGGAGAAAUGAAUUUCUAAGUUUGACAGUAAUCAAGAGAAUUCUCCAAUGAGCAAGACAGAUUUUGUUAAUGAUAUUAGAGGUUAUUUCUUGCAGUACUUCGCUGAUCUGUUUAAAAAUUACCUCAAAUAUUUCACUAGGCCAAAAUAAUCUGGAAACAUGGGAUCUAAAAGAUGUUUUUAACCAAGAUUUGUUCCUCAAGAAUGACAAUUCAGAAACAGAUUUCUUUAAAGACUUCUUUGCUACCAGAACAUGGGUGGUGUUUUUAGAAACAAAGAUUAUUCCAGAUACUGUAGAGCAAGUCCAGAUCCAUAAGCACUUUGAUCAGUGUAUUAAAAACUUAUCGAAGUUGCCACUAUUCUUUGCAACCAAUGUGUUUAAGGGAAUUGAAAAAUCAAAAGAAAUCUUUACUUAUUCCUUUCACCCUGAGAAGUUCAACGGCGGAUGAUUUUCAAUGAAAAAUGAUUACAUUAACUGUAUGGAUAUUAAUGACCUUAAGAUUGAUCAAUUCAUACAAACAAUUGAGAUUCAGGACCGAGGUCAGUCAGAGAGUGAAAUGAGACAUACAAGCUUCUCAAAAAGGAAUCACUAUAUCAGAUAUGUAGUUUUCCCAGCUAUUUGAGAGAGUUUGAUUCCAUGCUCUUCAAAUUUCGCUGAGGAUAGAUUUGCACCAGAUUUAUCAAAGACCUAUUCCUUGAAGAAUAAUUUUCAUGAUCUUGACAAACAUUUGAGCCAAAGAAAAGGAUGCACAAGUCUAAUUCAGGUGCGGACUAAAGGCCAGAUCCAGAACAUCUACAUAAUAUGGAUAAUGAUGUGGAUCCUCAACUUUGAAUAUCUCCAAGCUGAUGAGAAAUAAGUUCAGGAUGGAGCAGAUUUGAGGAAUCAUCUACAAAAUGCUAAAAAUAGCCGAUAUCCAAAGUAAGAAUCUGAUCCUCGAAGACCUAUUUGAAACCAUCCUUGAACACGGUAGGUUCGAUAUGAUAGAAGAACUUUAUGAGUUUAUGAGGUUGCUGAAUAUUAAAGGUAAUGCUAAGCUCGACCACAUCUUCUUCAAUGCUAUCCGUAAGCAUAAUGAAAUACUUGAUUUGAAAAAGCAAGAGAAAACUAUCCGUGAAGACUUAUUUGAGGAUAUUAAAAUAAAUAUUCAGUCUCCUUCUCGAACAAGGACUUCGGUGAUUGAGCACCAUGAUUCUGAAUUUUUGGAUUCUAAAACUCAAAGAAUGACAGAAUUUGGUUUGAAGCCUCCUUCUAUUAAAAAGAAGAUGCUCUCUUUCUCACCAGUGGUCAGUCACGAGAUUGGGAAGAAGGAAAGGAAAAAGAGACUAGUCCAAUACACUUCCUCUGUUGAUUUAAAGUCUGAAUAUUAUCAGGAGAAGAAGGAGACUUUCCAGAAGAGAACUUUUAAAAGAGAGAAAGACAUGCACAAUUUCCUUGUCCCUGAUACACUUUUCUUGCACAUUGAAGCAAUCUGUGAUAACUGCGACUGCAAGAUCAAAUAUAAGGGUAUUAUUAAAGGGAUGAAGAACAUAGGAUUUGAGUGAAUAUCCUGAAAACAGGACAUUCUCCCAGAGAUUAUAGCAACUAUUGGAGGCCCAUCUCUUAUCACUCCGGUUGGUAUCGGUAGUAUAGAGCAAGAAGAGCAGCUACUUAUAUCAGAAAAGGAAUUACGGAUCUUGGUCAAUAGGCUUUAUGAAAGUGUACAGAUACAGAAGAAAGAGAAAAUGUUUGACCUCAUUAUAUUCAGGCAGCUCAAAGGGCAGCUUUUCUGGAACUGAAUAUUCUAUUUCAUGCAUUAUGGCUUACCUUAUGAUUGCUUGUUGCCAUAUAGUCAAAGUCAUAUAUCAUUUUCAGACUUUGAUGGUCCUAAAAUUACAGCUGAAUAUUAAAUGAUAUAAUUCUUUAGAAAAAUUAGAGCUA